This is a messenger RNA of Anguilla anguilla (European eel), 4032 nucleotides long. RefSeq names its product sentrin-specific protease 1. Gene Ontology annotation, molecular function: deSUMOylase activity. The record is from RefSeq and is a predicted model, not a curated record. The transcript is spliced from 18 exons. NCBI's taxonomy places the organism in Eukaryota, Metazoa, Chordata, Actinopteri, Anguilliformes, Anguillidae. Gene Ontology annotation, biological process: protein desumoylation. The coding region runs from base 530 to 2716 and encodes 728 amino acids. Gene Ontology annotation, cellular component: nucleus.
AUACGUGUUCUUCGGCCAUGUUGUGGUUUUGAAUGAGGAAGAAGCGGGAGAGAUUAUCGUUUCUGUUUCUUUGCAGCGUUUUUUCGAAUUCACAUUGUUUUGAGAGGGAUUUCAUGAGGUGAGAACCCCGGUAAAGAUAGUCGAAGACGAAAAUACAGUUAGAAAGUUCAGUUAAACCAAGUCAAUUAACCGUCAGUAUAAAGAUAAUAUCUGGAGAGCUCUUCGUUGUGUUCGCCUAGCUCAACGUUAGCUAGCUUGGCUAGCUAGCGUUAGUUAGCUUAGCCUAGCUAAAACUACUGGAGAAUCCAAAUUGAUCUCGCUCUUUACUUAACGUAGCUACUCGGCUAGCUAGGUGGCUAGCCGGCUACACGGAAUUUGGUUAUGCGAAUGCGUAACGUUAGCCAGAGCUUUGGACUGCGUUGGCAGAAUAACGUUAACUAGCAUUUGUUUUAUUUGCGUCACCAGCAACUUUUGCACCUUUCUCAGCGACGGUAAUUGGUGUUGAGGUACUUUUUGACGCCACGAAAACAUGUUUAAUAAACUGUACGAAUGGAUCGGAACGGGGAUUGCCAGCCUCCGGAACGGAGCGCCUGCGAACGACCAGGGAGAGGGAGUCCAGCAAGAUGGACAGAACAGGAGAAAAAGACAGAUCAAUUGUGUGGAAGACGGGGAGGCUGUCAAUCAAGAAGACGCAGUGGUGAAGAAAUUCAGAAUGGGAGACUGGAUAGACACCGUGAAGAUUGCUGCUAAAGGUGUGAAGACCCAGGGCUCCAGCGUGGCGUCGUGGGUGAAGAGCAGCGUGGGCCCCUCCCUCAGCAACAUCCUGCCCGCCUCGCCUGGCCCCCCACCCCUGGCGCCCCCUCCGGAGGCCUCGCCCGCGUCCCGUCCUGCCACGCCCUCGUGGGCGGAGACUGAGUUCCAGAUGGGGACACCUGGUUCACUCAGGGAGACUUUCAUCAUGCCCUCCAGUACCCUGACAUGGAAAAGCUGCAAAUCAGUUCACGCAGAGCCCCUGAGGAUGGACAGGCCCGUCCUGGGACCGCGGGCCUUCGGGCGACCCUCCUACGCGGACGUCCCGCGGGGGGAGGCGCCCAAAACCAACGGGCACUCGGCGACGCUGCCCCCCGCCCUCGCGCCCAGACCGUGCCCCUCCCCCCGCCUGGGCAGGACCCUCAACUUGACGCCGCGGCGCUCGCCCAGUUCCCCGGCCUCCACCGGGGGCAGCGCAGGCAGCCCCUUCACCAGCAUGUACGAGAAGACCUUCCCCAUCCGUGUGGUGCAGAGCCCCUCCCACUCCAGCUCAGCCCGCCUCCGGCGCAGGAGGGCCCACUGCACAGCUCAGGAGUCCGUGCAGAUGGAGGAGAAGGAGGUGUACAGGCAGCUGCUGACCAUGGUGUCGGAGGGUCAGUCUGCCCUGUUCCGGGACGGGACGUCCUGCACUGGCCUGCGCUCCCACAGAGACCUCACCAGCUUCCUGAGCUCCAGCCGUCGGCUGCUCCAGAGCGCCCACCCCGCCGGGUCCUCCGAGGGUGCCAGCGCCCCCUCCAGCCCCCGCCCCGAGUCCAGCCUGGGCUCCAGCGUGCUCCCCAGCCCCAGGGACGGGUCGGGCGGGGCCGAGACCCCCCUCUCCAGUCCCGGCCCCGGGGCAGCGCCGGCAGAGCCCCCCGAACCUGCAGCCAGCCCCGCCCAGCAGGGCGACUGGUCCCACAAUGCCCUGUCCUCAGAUCCAAACGGAGACUCGCUGAUUUUUGUGAAGGAACAGCCGGGGAAGAAGCAAGAUGCCUCUAGUGUUCCAUGUUUCCAUGCCGAGUUGUGGAUCAAAGAACUCACCAGUCUGUAUGAUUCGCGCGCUCGCGAGAGACGGAGGCUGAUCGAGGAGCAGGAGGCUCUCACCGCGCGGCUGUUCAGACAGCGCCUCUCGGAGGAAGGCCACGUGGGCCGGGGCGGCGUGGAGCUGCAGGUUCGCGUCCCCCUAGAGAAGGAGGUUCCCCUGGCGCCCGUCGUCGCGGAGAUCAAAGCCGCCCCGGAGGAGCCGGAGUUCCCCGAGCUCACAGAGGCCAUGCAGCUGCAGGUGAGCCAGGCUCUGAGGGGUGGCAGUCAGGACGAGGUCCUCAGUGAGGGGUUCAGACUCACCAUCACCCGCAAGGACAUCCAGACCCUCAACAACCUCAACUGGCUCAAUGAUGAGGUGAUCAACUUCUACAUGAACAUGCUGGUGGAGCGCAGCCAGCGGCCGGGCCUGCCGUCCGUCUACACCUUCAACACCUUCUUCUACCCCAAGCUCCGCGGCGCCGGCUUCCCCGCCGUCCGCCGCUGGACCAAGAAGGUGGACGUGUUCGCCUCCGACAUCCUGCUGGUGCCCGUCCACCUCGGGGUGCACUGGUGCCUCUCCGUGGUGGACUUCAGGAAGAAGAGGGUCACGUACUUUGAUUCUAUGGGAGGCAUCAAUGACGAAGCCUGCAGGGUAUUGUUGAAGUACUUGGAACAGGAAAGUCAGGAUAAAAAAGGCAAACAGCUGGACACCUCUGACUGGGUCCUUCAAAGCAUGAAGCGCAGUGAGAUCCCGCAGCAGAUGAACGGCAGCGACUGUGGCAUGUUCACAUGCAAAUACGCAGAAUACAUCACCAAAGACCGACCAAUCACAUUCACUCAGAAACAUAUGCCCUAUUUCCGGAGGCGAAUGGUGUGGGAGAUCCUCAAUCGGAAACUCUUGUGAUUUCCAAGAGCAGCUGCGGAACAGAAUGCAAUUGGCUGAAUUGACAUUGAAGUGGGAGGAGCCGGUCGCAUUCCCGCCCCCAUCUCCGACUAACUUGCACCCCUCAGCCAAUCCCCCUCCUAGCAGGGAGGGUUAGAGAUGGGGGGCGGGGGGGGGAAGCAGUCUGACACCAUGACCCGGUGCCCCCUCCAUAUGGGGCGCCUGCCAUCACACCCUGGAGAUCUGAGACACUGCCAGUUUUGCACUGGGGCCCCCUGGGCCUCUUUGACCCCGCCCACUACGGAAUCAGCCUGCUAUUACGAGUAAAUUAUAACGCUACAAUGUACGGUUUACACACAGCCAUUUUACCCACACUCCAUUCUUGAAUCACGUCUUCGGGCCAUAAAUAUAUAUUUUUUUAUGGAAAAAUGAGUUCGUGAAUCCAACCGUGCAGGAAGUGUUACUCAUUGUAGCCUAGGCCCCUUUUAUGGUUAGCCUUCCUAGUGGUGAGAGCGGUCGUACAGAAUGCAUGCGGUUUCCCCUCCCGACCUCAAGGGGGCGACGAACACCGGCUGGCCGGACCUGCAUGUCCUCUCGCGCGACGGCGUAACUUGGCCGCUGGCUUCAGGCGUCUGAAACCGUCACUCUCAGGAUCAGAAUUACGUUUCCAGCAGCUGGCUCGGUCGACUCCGAAGCUCUUUAAAAUCGAAAAGAAGUUGUUAUUUCUCAGAAAAUUUGUAGGACAAGCACACGUGUAUUUUUUUAUAGCGUUGAGGCCGGAUAACCCGCUCGUGCGAAAAGCAGCGGUUGGGGGGGGGGUUGUGGACCUACCUUGAUUCUUUUCUUAUUUCAGAAAUCGGUUCUCUAAUUUUACUUGAGGAGUUAGUGUAAAAGCCUCGCUGUUUAAUGUUGGUUCUGAAGAGCGAGGCGGUAUUUCCGCUCCUCAGCGUCCGUACAGUACAGUACAGUAGUAGUAACUCUAAUAUAUGAUGUAUAUGAAGAUCGGAUUUGAUCUGUAGGACGGACAGACAGCUUUGGGCAGCUGUCUCCUGCAGUACAGUGUCACCACUUUAAGGGCAAGAGGAGGGCUGGAGAAUAAAUAUGUUUAUUUUAUUGUUGCAUCCAGGCCCUUUUUGGUUGUUUCUAGAAGUUUUUUGCAGGAUAAUUUGCAGCUUUUGUAUAUAUAUAUAAAUACAUAUACGUACGUCUUAAGUACACCGUUUCUUGGAAGACUUGUAUUUAAUAUACAUUUUGUAUCUUUUAUUAUCCAUUUUUUAAAAUCUAGUUUAAAAAAAAGAAAGAAAACCUUUUGUGGAAAUAAAUGCCUUAAGACGUUG